Molecule: messenger RNA, 2175 nt
Organism: Seriola aureovittata
Lineage: Eukaryota; Metazoa; Chordata; Actinopteri; Carangiformes; Carangidae
Exons: 17
Coding region: 220-2175 (651 amino acids)
Biological process (GO): protein ubiquitination
Molecular function (GO): ubiquitin-protein transferase activity
Source: RefSeq, a predicted model, not a curated record
UACAUACGGAAACUAACGGGAUGUAAUCCUCUGGCCCAAAGUUUGUAUCAGUUAUUUUGCAAGAACGAAAUCAUAUCCAGGACUCAAAAGAUCGCAGUGGUCGAAGGCUUGUACACGCUCUUCAGAGAGCUUUUGCCAAAACUUGAAAAAGAACGGGGGGAAAAGAUCAUUGAGGACCUUGAUGUCUUUGAGUAUUCGACACACUGCUGGGCAUACCUCAUGUCAGAGGCAGAGGAAGAGACAUCAGAUCAUGAGAACUACGCACCAUGUUCUCUGAUGUCUGAAGAAGGCAGCCAUUUCCGCGAACCAGUCAAAGUUCCUGGAAUACCAGGUGCCUUGGAAAGAGCAGUUGUGCUGCAGAAAAUCAAAGAUGGAGAAAAGAUUCCAAACUGCACUGAAGAGGUUUUGAAAGAAACAUCACUCAGGAGAGACACUAACACUGAGAAAAUUUUGCUCAGUGUUCAUCCUUCAAUUUCAACGUAUCAUCUUUGGAUUUCUCAUGACAGUGUGACUGGCAAGAACUUUCACAUAAGUACUGGGAAGACUAUUGGAAACAUGGCAGAGCAGCUAGAAGCGUUCCCUCUACUCAAAAUAUCUCCACCACUACGUUUGAAGGAUCUAGGAGUUCAAGACCCAUGUCUUGUUUUGCUGAAAGAAGACAAUGUUGGUGUUUAUCUGAAUAAAAGCAAGCUAAUGCCUGAAAUGAUUCAGGUGUAUAAUUGUCUGACUGGCAAGACUGAAAAUGUGGAUGUGAACAAGUUGGCAGCACAAACUGGUGACCAUAGGGAUGAUCAUUCAUUUGUCACAACCAGGACUCCAAAAGAAGCCAUACUGGUGCUGAUAGACACAAGCUCAUCCAUGGCUGAAAAGUGUUACGGGAGUGUGGAAAUACAGAAAAUCCAUGCUGUAAAAGAACUUUUUGAAAACUUUGCAACACGGAGCAUGGCUUAUGAUUUCCAUCAUGUCAUUGGCCUUGUGAAGUUUGACUCUACAGUGACAAUGCUCCACACAUUUACAGAGACGCUCGAAAAGUUUAAGGAACACGUGCACACUCUUGAGGCCAAUGGACAAACCAAGCUGUAUGAUGCCCUAAAACAUGGAACGCUUGAGCUGGAAAAAGUGAAGAGGGAGUUUCCAGACUGUAGACUUCGCAUUCUGUGUCUCACAGAUGGACAUGAUGUUGGAUCCACAAACAAGCCAGUGCCUGUUGCAGCCUCCCUGAUAAAAUCUAACAUCAUUUUGGAUUCGAUUAUUCUUGGAAAUGUCCAAAACAAUUGUCUCCAUGGAAUCAGCAUUGCAACAGGGGGUUGCUGUUUCAAUCCAAAGACAAGCAAAGAUGGUCUCAAGCUUUUUGAGAUAGAGACUGUUCUUUCUUUGGAGAUGAGGAAACCUAAGAACAAAGCUGACCCAUCCUCCAUCACUGAACGUCUUUUAACAGGGUUCUUUGCUACACAUGGGUACGAUGAAUUUCCAGAGGCUACCUUACCAAGCCAGAUGUGCAGUAAAGUGACAGUGACAGAAAGUGUGCUGAAAAAGAAGAUCCUGGAGGCCAAAGAUGGACGUUUCAUGGAAAAGGACAGACGUAUCAUGGAGGAGCUGAAGAGCCUCCAUUGUCACCCACAUCCCUACUUUACUGUCUUUCCAUCUGAAUCUGACUUCACAUUCUGGAAGAUUCUCAUGGAAGGACCUCCUGACACGCCUUAUGAGAAAGGAGUGUUUGAGCUGUUUUGCCAGUUUGGUUCUGACUACCCGGUGAAGCCUCCAACUGUUCGCUUUGUCACACGCAUCUACCACUGCAAUAUCAACAGUGUGGGGCGCAUCUGCCACAACAUAUUUGACCGGAACUACAAUUCCCUAAUCACCAUGAGAGAUAUCCUUGAUGCUGUGUAUGGACUGCUGAUUGUCCCUGAGCCUCAAGAUCCAUUGGACAGCAUUCUGGCUGAGGAAUUCAUGACCAGCCAAAAGGUUUAUGAAGAACAGGCCAAAAAACACACUGAGGAAACUGCUGCGCAAUCACUGGAUGAUAUGGAGAAGAAAUUGGUGGAGCCUGGGACUCGGUUUGUACCCAACCAUCUCAUCUGCCCACUCACCAAGAAGAUAUUUGUUGAUCCUGUGAAAACAAGACAUGGAACAGUGUAUGAACGGAAGGCCAUUGAGAAACACCUCAAAAAGUAA